GCAAAAGUUGCCUUUGCUGCUGGUUGCAAAGGACACCGCAUCCUUCUACGUAAGAUGUGACAAGCUACCUGGGUGCCUCCUUAUUCUCCCUGCUCACUGGACAUUAGGGUUUGACAUUGUUGCAGCUUUGCUCAGGAGUGACAAUGGGGUUCACAGGAGCUGGCCUUUACGGUUUAUUCGUCUUGCUGUACGGAGCCGUUGGAGUGAUGGGCAGCCAACCCUGCAACAGGAAAUAUUUUGGCCGUGACUCCAUCGUGUGCGUUUGCAACCGCACCUACUGUGACACGCAAGACCCCGUCACCCUCCCGGCCACCGGCUUCUUCGUCAAGUACGAGAGCAGCAAAUCUGGCAACCGGCUACAGUGCAGCAAGGGAGUGUUCCAGGACAAAAAUUACACCCCAGAUCUGAUGCUGGUUCUAGACCCAGCCAAGCGUUAUCAAACGAUAAAGGGAUUUGGUGGCUCCAUCACCGAUUCGGCCGCCAUAAACAUCCUGUCUCUGUCGCCGAAUGCCCAGCAGAAUCUACUCCGUUCCUACUUCUCGGACGUGGGGAUCGAGUACAACCUGGUGCGCAUGCCCAUGGCCAGCUGCGAUUUCUCCGUGCGGCCCUACUCCUAUGAUGACUGGCUAGACGACUUUGAGCUGAAAAACUUCAGCUUGGUUGUGGAGGACGUCAAAAUGAAGAUCCCUGUUGUGCAUCGGGCUAUGGCGAUGUCUAAGAGACCCAUCUCCUUGUACGCCAGCCCGUGGACUUCUCCGAUUUGGCUGAAAACGAACAAUGACUGGAAAGGGAAGGGGUCGCUGAAGGGGCAAGCAGGAGACAAGCAUCACAAGACCUGGGCCAACUAUUUCGUCAGGUUCUUGGAUGAAUACGCCAAGCACAAUGUGACUUUCUGGGCAGUAACAGCUGAGAAUGAACCUACUGCUGGGCUGCUCUGCGACUAUAAAUUCCAAUGCCUGGGGUUCACAGCCGAGCAGCAGCGUGACUUCAUCGCCUUGGAUCUGGGCCCUGCCCUGGCAAACAGCUUGCACAAGGACAUCCGCCUCAUCAUUUUGGAUGACAACCGGAUACAUCUGCCCCAGUGGGCUAAAGUGGUGCUGAGCGAAGACAGCCAGGCUCGUCGGUAUAUUCACGGCAUCGGCUUGCACUGGUACCUGGACUUCAUCGCUCCCAUCGCUGACACGGUGGUCCCCACGCACCAGCUUUUCCCGGAUUACUUCCUGCUCUUCACAGAGGCCUGUAGCGGGUCACAGUUUUGGGAGAAGGACGUGAUUCUUGGCAGCUGGGAUCGGGGGAAUGACUACAGCCACAGCAUCCUGGAGAACCUUAACAAUCACGUCACAGGCUGGACUGACUGGAAUCUGGCCCUGGAUUUGGAAGGGGGUCCCAAUUGGGUCCAGAACUUCGUGGACAGCCCAAUCAUUGUGGAUGUAGACAACGAUGUCUUCUACAAGCAGCCUAUGUUCUACCACAUGGGGCACUUCAGCAAGUUUAUCCCAGAAGGCUCCCAGCGUAUCGGGCUGACGGUCCUGCAGAAACGUUUUGGGGUCGCCCUAGAGUAUGUGGCUCUGCUGCGUCCUGAUGGGUCUGCUGUGGUUGUUGUCCUUAACCGGUCUGGGUCUGAUGUCUCUUUUGGCAUGUCUGACACCGUUGGUGUUAUUAGGACCGAAAUUCCCGCCAACUCCAUCCAGACUUACCUGUGGCGACGCCAGUGACAAGAAGGCCCGGGUUUGGCUCUAAGAUGUCGGGAGGCUAAACUACGCUGAAGAGAGAAGCUGAGCUGCCCUCAUGUUUUGCUGCCACUCUUGGAAACCGGGGCCUUGCUUUGCAUGGAAUUGGCCAAGCCUGAUUUUUGAGGCCUACCUCAUUUACUCUCUGUUCUGAAGCUAAGGGCCAGACUAGGCGCAGUGAGCCGAGGAGCCAAGCCUUGGUUUAUGACCUGCUUCUGGGUGUGAGCAGGCAAGAGGCCUGAAGAAAUGACUGGAAUCACAUCCUCAUUUACUUAUGAAGGAGGCCCCACUGGAUGGGUCCACGAGGGAAGCAGCAUGUUCUCUUUGCCUGCUGGUUGGGAGUCUUAGGGCCUUGCUAGACGAGGCCUUAGCGCGCUUUAUGGGCCGGUUUCCCUGCUGUGCGUCCAGAUGACGCACAGGGGAAUCCGGCGCCAGGCCGCACUGAGGCCUCCUCUAACGCACCAUAAGCGAAGUCGCUUAUGGCGCGCCUUUUUCACAGCCCCGGCCUCAGGCCGGGGCUGAGAAACGUCUAGGAAGGUCCGUGGCUUUUUGCGGCUACUCGCUUACUCGCGAGUAGCUGCGAAAAGCCACGGACCUGGCACAGUGCUCAUACGAGCGC
This is a messenger RNA of Elgaria multicarinata webbii, 2349 nucleotides long. Its product is annotated as lysosomal acid glucosylceramidase-like. NCBI's taxonomy places the organism in Eukaryota, Metazoa, Chordata, Lepidosauria, Squamata, Anguidae. Gene Ontology annotation, biological process: glucosylceramide catabolic process. Gene Ontology annotation, molecular function: glucosylceramidase activity. The coding region runs from base 144 to 1715 and encodes 523 amino acids. The record is from RefSeq and is a predicted model, not a curated record. The transcript has 11 exons.